Molecule: messenger RNA, 2242 nt
Organism: Oncorhynchus tshawytscha (Chinook salmon)
Lineage: Eukaryota; Metazoa; Chordata; Actinopteri; Salmoniformes; Salmonidae
Product: mucin-5AC-like
Exons: 2
Coding region: 451-1311 (286 amino acids)
Source: RefSeq, a predicted model, not a curated record
ACAGCAGCAGCACCUACAACGACAACUGAAGCUCCUACGAUAACCACAACACCUCCUACGACCAUUACAACAGCAGCACCUAUAACAACUUUAGCAACUACUUCGACAAUCACUACAGCUCCAGCUACAACAUCUUUAGCUCCUACGACCACUACAACUGCAGAACCUACUUCAACAACCACUGCAGCUCCUACUUCAAAAACCCCUGCAGCUCCUACUUCAAAAACCACUGCAUCACCUACAAGAACAUCUGUAUCUACUUUGACAAACACUGCAGCACCUGCUACAAUAACUACAACUGAAGCCGCUACGGCAACCACAACACCUACUCCGACCAUUACAACAGCAGCACCUGCUACAAUAACUACAACUGCAGCUCUUACAACAACCGCAACUGCAGCUAAAGCUACAACCAUAAGGGCACCUCCUACUAUAACAUUUUUAGCUCUUAUGACCACUACAACAGCCGCACCUACAAUGACAACUGUUGCUCCGACGGCAACUAUAGCGCCUACGACCACUACAUCUACCAUACCUACAACAACUAAAGCUCUUACUCCAAUAACUGUAGCUCAUUCAACCAGCACCACAAAAGCUGCUAUGACAAUCAAUUCAGCUCUUACUACAACAACCAUUGGUCCUACCACCCCUACAACUGCAGCAUCUACUACGACAACAACUGCAGCUUUUACGAAAACCCCAAUUGCAGCUCCUACAACUGCAGCUCUAACAACUGCAGCUCCAACAACUGCGGCUCCUAAAGCUGCCACUGCAGCUCCUACAGCUGCAACUGCAGCUCCAACUGCAGCUCCUACAGCUGCCACUGCAGCUCCUACAGCUGCAACUGCAGCUCCUACAACUGCAACUGCAGCUCCUACAACUGCAACUGCAGCUCCUACAACUGCAGCUGAUAAUGCUGCUCUAACAGCUAUAGCUCCUACAACCACUACAAUGGAAGCUCCUUCAACAACCACAACUCCAGCUCCUUCGACAACCACAACAAAAGCUGCUACAAAAACCACAACUGUAGCUGCUACGACCACCACAACAGCAGCACCCACAACGACAACUGUAGAAGCAACCACACCCCCUCCUACUCUGUUGCUGACCACUCCUUUCAAUACCACAAGUGGAGGUUUUCCUGGCUGGGCUCUGGCCAUUAUCAUCCCUUGUGGCAUCGCUAUCAUUUUGGUACCUCUGUGGAUCCUGCUAUGUUGCAUUUUAUGUGGCGGAUGUGCAGCUAUAAGGAGACGCUGGCACAGACGCAGAUCUUACAAUGUACAGUACACCAGAAGAAACGGUCUCUUCUGAGGUGACAACGCUAACAUCUGUGGCCAAUUGUCAUCACAAGAACAGCCAAUCAUCUAUAUCUGCUAAUCACGGGACUUUAAUUCAUGGAAAAUCACUUGACUACAUAGCAGUGCAUCUGUCCACAGAUGCAAAUACUUUUUUCCUUCACUGUAUAUCUGCUAAUCAUGGCACUUUAAUUCAUGGAAAAUCACUUGACUACACAGGACUGCAUCUGAGAAGAUCAAGUGAAAAUUGUUAAUAAGCUUAAAAGGACAUAUGUUUUUUGUGCAAUGUACUACUUUUUAUAUUAUGCAUCUGAUUGUUAAUCAAAGUUACAGCUGAGCUGAACAAAGUAUGUUUAUAUAUUUAUUAGUCAUGUCAUUUGUGGUUUCAAGCUGUGCUGUCCACUGACUAAAACGGUUAUCAUUUAUUUAUUUUAUUUAUAAUAAGCUUCAUUCCAUUAUUUAUUUUUUGUUUGUUAUUUCCUCUCUUGAUUAACUAUGAAGUAAUUUAUUUUGAACUGCAAUACAGUACUUGUUUCUUCAACUUACAGUUUGACAAAUGUAAUGAAGAUACAACCCAGUAUUAUUUUAUGAAAAGGUUUGACUAAAGGGUGAUUAUAGACAGCACAUCUACACAUCAAAUGUAGUCAAAAUUGUCCAACCUGGCACCUUAAUCUAUGCAAACCUUAUUAAAGACACAAUUAAUUCAAAAACGUGAUUUUUUUAUGUUUUGUAUUCAGUGCCCUCAGAAUGUAUUCACACCCCUUGACAUAAAAAUGGUGUUACAGGCUGAAUUUGAAAUGGAUUAAAUUGAGAUUUUGUGACAAAUGGCCUACACACAAUACUCCAUACUGUCAAAGUGGUAUUAUGUUUUUAGAUUUAUUUUUACAAAUUAAUUGAAAAAGUAAAUAAGUAUUCAACCCCUUUGUUAUGGCAAGCUUACAUAAGAA